AUGCUAACGUUCUUUCUUUUAACUCUUCCUUUUAUCGUUUCUUUUUUCAUGUUAAUGUUUCUUUCUUUUCUCUCUUCCUUUCAUCGUUUCUUUUUUCAUGUUAAUGUUUCUUUCUUUUAUCUCUUCUCUUUAUCGUUUCUUUUUCAUGUUAACGUUCUUUCUUUUCUCGUCUUUUUUAUCGUUUCUUUUUUCAUGUUAACGUUUUUGCUUUUCUCUUUUCCUUUUAUCGUUUCUUUUUUCAUGUUAACGUUCUUUCUUUUCUCUCUUCUUUUUAUCGUUUCUUUUUUCAUAUUAACAUUUCUUCCUUUUCUCUCUUCCCUUUAUCGUUUCUUCUUUCAUGUUAACGUUUCUUUCUUUUCUCUCUUCCUUUUAUCGUUUUUGCUUUUCUCUCUUUCCUUUAUCGUUUUUUUUCAUAUUAUCAUUUGUUUUUUUUUCUCUCUUCCCUUUAUCGUUUCUUUUUCAUGUCAACGUUUUUUCUAUUCUCUUCCUUUUUAUCUUUUCUUUUUUCAUAUUAACGGUUCUUUCUUUUCUCUCAUCCUUUUUAUCGUUUUUUUCAUAUUAACGUUUCUUUAUUUUCUUUCUUUCCUCUAUCGUUUCUUUCUUGUAUUUUUCGUUCAUUUUAACGUUCUUUCUUUCUUUCUUUCUUUCUCCUCAUAUUUAACGUGUUUUUUUUCGUUGAUCCUUUCUUCCAUUCUAUAUUAUUUUAAUGUAUCUUUCUUUUUUAUUUUUCGCUUUCUUUUUGAUUUGUUUCCUACUUUCUUUUCAUUUUCAUUUUUACAUCACUAUUUUCUUUCUUACUUCAUCCCUUUCGUUUUUAUAGUUUUUUUUUCUGCUAUUUUUACGUUUCUUUUUCUGUUCAUUAUAAUGUUUCUUUCAUGCUUUUGCCAAUUCUUUCUUUCAUCCCCUUUCUUGUUAAUAUUUCUUUCAUUUUUUUUUUCUUUCAAUUAUUAUUCAUCCAUUUUAUCCCUCUGUUUCUUUUUCAUAAUUUCUUUCUUUCUUUUUUUUCUAUCUUUAUUCUCCCCUCUCUCCCAACGUUACAUUUUCACAUUACUCUCUUUCUGUCUUUCUUUCUUUUAUUCUUUCUUACGUUUUUUUCUUUUUUUUUUACACUUUUUUUUUCUUUCUUUUUUUUUUCUUUCUUUCUUUUUUCUUUCUUUCUUUCUUUCUUUCUUUUUUUUCUUUCUUUCUUUCUUUCUUUCUUUCUUUCUUUCUUUCUUUUUUCUUUCUUUCUUUUUUCUUUCUUUCUUUUUUCUUUUUCUUUCUUUCUUUCUUUUUCUUUCUUUUCUUUCUUUCUUUCUUUCUUUCUUUUUUCUUUUUUCUUUUUUUUCUUUCUUUCUUUCAUUCUUUUUGUUUUCUUUUUUCUUUUUUUUCUUUCUUUCUUUCAUUCUUUUUGUUUUCUUUUUUCUUUUUUUUCUUUCUUUCUUUCAUUCUUUUUGUUUUCUUUUUUCUUUUUUUUCUUUCUUUCUUUCAUUCUUUAUUUCUUUCUUUUUCUUUCUUUCUUUCUUUCUUUCUUUCUUUUUCUUUUUCUUUUUUUCCUUUUUUUUUUCUUCUUCUUUCUUUUUUUCGUUUUUUCCUAUUUUGUAUUACUUCUUCUUUCUCGUUUUUCUUUCUUGUCUCAUCUUAACGAUAUUUUCUUUAUAUAUUUCUCCUUUUGCUUUUCAUUCUUCCUCUAUUUUACCGUUAAUUACUUUUACUUUUACUCGUUUUGAUUUAUUCUCUGUAUUCAAUUUUUGCAGCUUUCUCUAUAUAUUUUAUGACGUCUUUCUUUCUUUCUUUUUUCUUUCUUUCUUUCUUUCUUUCUUUCUUUCUUUCUUUCUUUCUUUCAGUCAUUCUUUCUUUCAUUAUUUCUUUCUGUCAUUCUUUUUUCUUUCUUUCUUUCUUUUUUUUCUUUCUUUCUUUCUUUCUUUUUUCUUUCUUUCUUUCUUUCUUUCUUUCUUUCUUUCUUUCUUUCAGUCAUUCUUUCUUUCAUUAUUUCUUUCUGUCAUUCUUUUUUCUUUCUUUCUUUCUUUUUUCUUUCUUUCCUCCUCUCUUGUUUUUUGUCUGUCUAUUAAGUCUUUUUACUACCUUUCUAUUUUCAUAUACAUGUUUACAUUUCUCUCUCUCUCUCUCUCUCUCUCUCUCUCUGUAUAUAUUAUAUAUAUAUAUAUAUUAUAUAUACAUAUAUAUAUAUAUGUCACUCUGUUCUUAUCUAUCUAUCUAUCUAUCUAUCUAUCUAUCUAUCUAUCUAUCUAUCUACGUUGCAAAAUCAUCUAUCUAUCUAUCUAUCUAUCUAUCUAUCUAUUUAUCUAUCUAUCUAUCUAUCUAUCUAUCUCUUUCCCUCUGUCUCUCAGUCUCUUCAUAUCUAUGUAUAUAACUACUAUCUGCCUACGGAUAGAUGUGUUUAUUAAGAGAUUAUCUAUCUAUCUAUCUAUCUAUCUAUCUAUCUAUCUAUCCCAUCUGUUCUAUCUAUCUAUCUAUCUAUCUAUCUAUCUAUCUAUCUAUCUAUCUAUCUAUCCCUGGUUUUUCAUUAUCUAUCUAUCUAUCUAUCUAUCUAUCUAUCUAUCUAUCUAUCUAUCUUUUUUUCCUCUAUCUCUCAAUGUGUUUAUUAAGAGACUUUCUAUCUAUCUAUCUAUCUAUCUAUCUAUCUAUCUAUCUGCCAGUAUGAAGAGAUUAUCUAUCUAUCUAUCUAUCUAUCUAUCUAUCUAUCUCUUUCUAUCUCUCCCUCUCCAACUAUCUAUCUAUCUAUCUAUCUAUCUAUCUAUCUAUCUAUCUAUCUGCCAGUAUGAAGAGAUUAUGUAUGUAUGUAUGUAUGUAUCUAUCUAUCUAUCUAUCUGUCUAUAA
Molecule: messenger RNA, 2820 nt
Organism: Acanthosepion pharaonis
Lineage: Eukaryota; Metazoa; Mollusca; Cephalopoda; Sepiida; Sepiidae
Source: the annotation of a GenBank genome assembly